Molecule: messenger RNA, 2952 nt
Organism: Plasmodium berghei ANKA
Lineage: Eukaryota; Apicomplexa; Aconoidasida; Haemosporida; Plasmodiidae
Product: 5'-3' exonuclease, putative
Exons: 1
Coding region: 1-2952 (983 amino acids)
Biological process (GO): nuclear-transcribed mRNA catabolic process
Cellular component (GO): nucleus
Molecular function (GO): 5'-3' RNA exonuclease activity; RNA binding
Source: RefSeq, a predicted model, not a curated record
AUGAUAUAUAUUGGAAUGUCAAAAUACACCAAUUUACGAAAGGUAUUUUUAUUAUUUAUACUUAUAUCAGUAGUAAAUUGUGGAAUACCAGGUUUACAUAAAUGGGUAAUAAAUAAUUUUCCUAGUUGUGUGAAAAUUGUUGAAAAAAAUCAAUUAGUAGACGUUGAUACUUAUAUAAAUAAGAAUAAUAAAAUAGAGAAUACUGUAAAUAAUGGAAAUGAUAUAAUUAAAAAUAAAGGGAUAAAUAAAGGAAUAAAUAAAGAAGGAAAUAAAGAAUCAAGAUAUAAUAAUAAAAUAUUAGAUGUUGAUAAUUUAUUAUUCGAUUUAAAUCAAUUAUUACAUAAAGCAAAUGUUGAAUUUUGUAGUUACAAUAAUUAUUUUUUUAAACUUUCAAAUUUAAUAAAAAAUGUAUUAAAAAAAUUUCAUCCAAAAAAAAAUGUGGUUUUUGCCAUUGAUGGGAUAUGUCCAUUUUCGAAAUUAAAAUUACAAAUAAAAAGAAGAGCAAAAAUAAAAUAUAAAGAAAAUAAAAAUAUAAUAAAUGAUAUAACUUGUGGAAGUGUAUUUAUAGAAAAAAUUGGACAAUUUCUUAUAAAUUUUGUAAAAUGGUUAGCAUCUCUCGAAAAAUAUGCUAAUGUAAAAUUUUAUAUUUCAACUGCCAAAGAAGUAGGUGAAGGGGAAUUAAAACUUAUGAACUGGAUAACUAGUUAUGUUAAAAAAGACAAAAAAGAAAAUAACAAUGAUAUCGAAAAUAAUGAAUUAUUAAAAUAUUCAAAUUAUGAUAAAACUGAUUCUAAACGAGAAGAAGAAUCAUUUAUUGUAGUGGGCGCAGAUGCAGAUUUGUUGUUACAAUGCUUGGCAUUAAAAAAUAUACGAAAUGUAUAUAUAUAUACAUAUCAGACAUUUUAUUUAAAUAUGGAUAAUGAUUUUUUAUUUAAGAAAGAAAAACAAUUAAUAGACAAACAAGGAAAAAAUAAAGAUGAAGAAAUAGUAAAUGAAACUUGUUAUGUUGGAAAGGAAAAUGAAUUAACAAAUUCAGGGAAAGCAAUUAACAAUUUAGUAAAUAUAAAAAAAAUAGCGAGGAAAAAAAUCAUGGUUUUAUAUAACUUAAAUAUAUUUAUUAAUUUAUUUUUAAAUAAAUAUCCUAUCUUUUUUAAUCAAAUAAAACGAGAUUUAUUAAUUUUGUUUAUUUUAAAGGGAAAUGAUUAUUUACCAAAAGUUAGAGAAGGAAAUUUUAAUGUUUUUUUUGAAGCAUAUUUUAAAAUGCUAGAAGAUAAUAUGAAAAAGGAAAAAAAAAAAAUAAAUAAUGUAAAGAAUAUAACAUAUAAUGGAUUUUUAAAUAAAAAUUGUGAAUUAAAUCGAAAAGAAUUUUUAAAAUUUUUGAAUUAUGUUCAGAAGGUUAUUAAUUUUUCAAGUAGCUAUUUGAGUAGAAAUACGGAAGGAAAUUAUUUAAAUUUGGAAAAUAAUGUUGAGUUUAAGGAAAAUCAACUUUAUUUACCUUUAUAUCUUGUAAAUGAAAUUAUAAAAAAAAAAAUAGUUGAAAAUGAAAAUAUAGAUAUGCAAAUUGAGAAAAAUAACGAAGAAUUAUAUAAAUGUACAUUAGUGUAUUUAAAAAAUGAAAACAAAAUAAAAAAAUAUUAUUAUGGAGUUUCAAAAAGAAAAAAAAUAGCUAUGCAUAUAGCAUCUUCUAAAUUUAUAGAAAAUGAACUUCCUUUAUUUAUAAAAUAUAUUGAUUUUAAUUUAUUAAAAAAUACUAUUAAAGAAGUUGAUAGGAUUGAUGAAAUAAAUUUGGAGAAAUUAAAAAUGUGUGUGGGUGAAAAUUGUAAUACAGAUAAGGAAAUUCGUAAAUUAGAAAAUUUUGAAAGCACAAAUAAAAAUGAAGAAAAUAGUUUUAGUGAAUUAGAAAUGAAUAUAUUUACAAAAGAUGAUGAAAAAGAAGACAGGAAAAUGGAAAUAUAUUUAAAAAAAUUUUACACAAAAAAUUGUAAAAAAAAAAAAAAUUAUGAACAAGAAAUGAAAAUAUGUGAAAAUUAUAUUGAGGGAAUAAAAUGGCUAGUUGAAAUGUAUACUAAAACAUAUUGUAUAAAUUUUAAUUUUUUUUAUAAAUAUUCAAUUAGUCCAUCUUUAUUAAGUUUAUAUUAUUAUUUAUGUCAACAUAAUGUAAAAACUUAUAAUAAUGAUUAUACAAAUAUAAUGCAAAAUAUUAAUUUAAACAUAUUUAAAAAUAAUUCUGAUUAUUACAAAUUUAUUAACUUUUGUGUUAAUAAAUAUAAUGAUAUCAAAUUGAAACUAAAAUUGGAGGGAUACAAAGGAGAAGCGAAUGAUAAAAAAGAAACAUCAAACAAUGAAAUGAUAAAUAUGGAAAAAGCAUCAAAAGAAUCGAUUUCUUUUUCUUCAGUAAAAAGAGAAAAAGAUAAUGUGUGUAAACACAAGAAAAAUAUAAAUUAUGAUGAUAAUAAAUAUUUUGAAAAUAUUUAUGACAUUUUAUUAUCUAAAAAUAUAAAUGUUAUAAAAAAAAGUGUUGAAAAACUUAAUGAAAUAUUAAGAAAUUUUCCAAAGACAAAAAUGAUUAAAUAUUAUUGGGAUAUGUAUGCAAAAAAAUUAAAAAAAUUUUAUAAAAUUAUAUAUUAUAAAUCGAAAAAAAUAUUUGUAGCAAAGGUUUCGUUAUUUAAUAUAGAAUUUGAAACAAAAUUUAACAGUUCUACUAAUUUAUUAUCCAAUAAUAAAACUUUUUCAAAUAGCAAAAAAAAAAUUGAUAACAAUAAAUCUUUAGAGGAAUUAGACAAGUUAGAUUUCAAUAUAAAAAAUAAUUAUAUUUAUUCACACAAUAAUUUAAAAAGAUGUAAUAAAAAAAACAACAGACUGUUCAGCAAAACUCAAAAUAUUGAUAACAAUACAAAUAAAUUUUCAAAAAGAGUGAUAAAAAUUAAAAGUAUGAAACUUGUUUACCGUUAA